UCCAGGUGGGGAGGAGAGGAGUGAGCGGCCAGGUGAGGCUGCUGCACUCUCACCGGGACAAAGGGAGCAGGGCUACAGAGCGGCUCCUGGGCUUAAAGUAUCACUUUGAACACCUUUUUCUAUUGUAACAAUGGUUUUGACGCAAGAAUCCGUCCUGUCUCUGCUGAUAGCGGAGGGGGGGAAAGUAAAAAAAUCCGACUUGGUGGGGAAAUUCAAAGACUCAAUAGACUGCGAGGAUCCUGCGGAGAAAGAACGGAACAGGGAGCUUUUCAAGACCUAUGUCAACAAUGUCGCAGUCGUGAAAGAAAUCGACGGCGUCAGGUACGUGGUCGUCAGGAAAACGCAUCAGCAUUUACUGGAAGGAGCCAGGACUGCGGAGAGCCGUGUGCAAGAGCCCGACGUUAAAGAGACCCCGCUGACAGGUGAGCAGCAGCGCCCACCUGCGAGGACUGAGAAGACCGGAGGCUGUGAUGGUGCAGAUGGGGACAGAUCAGCUGUUUCAGAGCCAGAUCAGGAGCAGGCAGGUGAAAGCAGAGACAAUCCUGCAGAACUACUUUCUCCUAUACAGCUGGCGUUGCAAAGGAGCAAAUAUCCAGAUGUUAGAGUUAAGAGAAUGCUGAGUGUUGAGAUCAAAAGGCAGGACGCACAUGGAGAUAACGGUUCAAGAAGGGGUGCCCCGAAUGCGCCCACCGCCACAAAGAGCAAACCGUACGCCUUACCUCUGAGGGUGCCAGCCAGCACCACCCAAGUGGAGAUCCGCAAACUGAAAGCGGCCCCGGAAGACCCGCCUGAAAGCCCCAAACUGGACUCCUUCCGGAGCAAGAGACGGCCCUCUUCAGGGGAGACGAAAGUCAGCUCACCCCAGCUGAGAAGGUCAGUGAAGAGCAGCAAGGAGUCGGAGGAGCCCGGAGAGACGAGGGCCCCCUCCGCGGUUCCCCUGGAGCAUUCAGAGCACGAAUGGCUGGUCAAGUGCGCCGCCGGCCACUGGAGCCAAGUCUACGGCCUGCUGCUGAGAGACAACCAGCUGGCAGAGAAGAGGGACUUCAUGUCAGGGUUCACCGCUCUGCACUGGGCAGCCAAGUGUGGGAACAGCGAAAUGCUUGUGAAGAUUGUCGACCUAUCCAGGCAAGGUGGGGUUGACAUCGACGUAAACGCCAAAACACACGGCGGGUACACUCCUCUGCACAUCGCGGCCCUGCACCACCAAGAGUACAUCAUGGCCAUGCUGGUGGGGGAGCUGGGGGCCGAUCCGAGCGUCAGGGACAACUGCGGGAAGAAGGCCUACCACUAUCUGCGCAAAGGCGUUUCUGAGACGCUGAAGGAGAUGCUGGGCGUAACAAAAGCCCCGGAGGCUCAGGACCAGGGCGCGGAGGAGAAAGAGGAGCUGGACCUGUUCCCGGAUCUCUCCAAGGGCCUGUAUUCCAUAAGCCGUCUCUUCCAGCCCCACGCGACGGGCCACAAGAAGAAGCACAAGCAGAGGCUGGGAUUUUACUCCCUGAGCGAAGAGCCCAGCGAGGAACGAGAAGACAGUAGCCUCAGACACAGGGUCGUAUCAGAUGUUUUCAUGUAAAGUCAGAGGAUUCACAGGCCUUUCUUCAACAAUGACAAAACAUCUCUCAAAGAAAUCGACGACUUCUUUCUUGCUUUUAUGCUUCAUAUAUUAUCUGACAUUUAGCCAGAUGACAUAAAAUUCUCUUGAGCCAUGGUUGACUGAGACAGUUUUUGUGGGCGAUGUCACCUGUACGAGUUGCAUCUUUUACAGGUGUUAAUUAAAACAUGACUCAUGGAAUAUUCUAGCGGGUCCUGUGAGUCGUCUUAUUACACAACGUCUGUGGUCUCUGAAAGGCCUCGUCAUCAUUCUGCUUUUCUUGCAGUUCACCUUCAGGAGAGGCUUGCUGGGAAAUUAGUAACUGAGUUUACAAAUAUAACAGACAAUAUGUUUAUUUUAUGUUUGUGUUCAAUGAAGUCCCGUUUUUCUAGAUUGAGAAACACACACGUGACUUGAUAUAAAAAUGUAAAUGUUCUCUCUUUAUCUAUUUUUAAUCAAAAUGAAUCAAUAAGACAAAUACCUUCUGUUUCUGAAGUAGCAGAGGAAUCAAGACUGGACUUGUGUGUUUCCAUAUCUGAGUAAUUGAGAUGACGUUGAGUAAUAAAGUGGUCAUCCUCUUGAUUCCCAGAGGCAAACAUGCACAAUUAAA
Molecule: messenger RNA, 2198 nt
Organism: Anoplopoma fimbria (sablefish)
Lineage: Eukaryota; Metazoa; Chordata; Actinopteri; Perciformes; Anoplopomatidae
Product: ankyrin repeat domain-containing protein SOWAHA-like
Exons: 1
Coding region: 131-1570 (479 amino acids)
Molecular function (GO): protein binding
Source: RefSeq, a predicted model, not a curated record